Aureobasidium vineae is the source of this 3635-nucleotide messenger RNA. NCBI's taxonomy places the organism in Eukaryota, Fungi, Ascomycota, Dothideomycetes, Dothideales, Saccotheciaceae. The record is from the annotation of a GenBank genome assembly.
CAAUGGCUUCUGCUUGCGGGAGGCCCAGCCUCCUCCUCCAUCCUGCCUCCGAUGACGAUGCCUUGAGGGAGCGCGAAACGUACAAGUACUACCAGCCAUUGCAGGACCUCCUCCAAGCCAGUCGAACAUCGUCGGCUUCUGGGCCUGGGUCGCAACCAGACCGCGCCUUGACAGCCUUCGCACAACUUGCAGCAUUCCGUCUGCGAGCGCGUAGAACAUUCGUAUCCCUGAUCGAUCGCAAAUACCAAUAUAUCCUCGCCGAGGCUACCAGGACUCUCAGUCUGGAAAAAAAUACUGUUGAUGAUGACAAAGACAACCUGUGGGUCGGUGCGACUGCCUUUGAGAGGCGAGCCACCCCAUGCGAGUAUGCUGCUGGCCUCCUCGUUGCUCCAGAUCUGCUUGUUGCAGAGGAUAAGGGAGACGUCGUGGUCUUUCCAGAUCUAUCCGAGCACGUCUUGUUCAAGGAUCAUGCUUUGGUCACUGAAAUCCCUCACGGUCGCUUCUACGCUGGAGUCCCCAUCAUUUCACCAAACGGUCACAACAUUGGAGUCUUUUGUGUCCUGGACGACAAACCCAGAGCUGAAGGUCUUAGUACGACCGAGAUUGAGUUUAUGAAAGAUAUGGCUGUGACCAUCAUGAACCACCUUGCGAUGGUCAGAGCAACAGCCGAACUCAAUCGUUCUCAAAAUAUGGUCCAAGGACUAGGCCAAUUCGUAGAUGGCAAAACCAGUAUAAAGGAUUGGUGGAAAGGCCUCAACCAAGAUGAGCCCGACCACCCUCGAUCACGAGCCGGAACAGAGCGCAGCGGUCGCACCGGUAUCAGGUCUUCGAACUCGUCUUCCAGGCAUCUACGGACAACCUCCACCUCUACUUAUUCGCCUGAUGUGAGCCCUGCGCCCGUCUUUGGGCUCGGGAAACAGGGAGAUACACCUCGCGUCCCAAUAUUCUCUCAGUCAACCACGCCAUUGCAGGAAUCUCAACAUCCGUCAGAAGAAGCCGUGGUCGCCAAUAGAUUGCAAGAGGACUCCAUAUCUCCUGAUAUCAAGUCGACUUUCCAACGAGCUGCCGAGAUAAUAAGAGAAUCCGUCGAUGUUGAUGGCGCUAUCUUCCUUGAUGCCUCUAUUGGAUCGUUCGCUGGCCUUGUUGAUGGAACCCAAACGCAGCAAGGCUCGAUGACUCAGUCUUCUGCUGGUGGCUCUUCCUAUUCGGCUAGGACUAGCGAAACUUCGCAAACGAACGACGAAAAACACUGUAUUGUUCUAGGCAGCUCGUUGACCACAUCCGGAAAACGAAGAUCUUCUCACAUGGUGCCAAGCUUGCCUCUCUCUGUCAGCGAACGAUUCCUUCAAAGACUACUGGCCAAAUACCCCAGAGGAAAGAUUUGGAGCUACGACGAUCAAGACAUCUACGAGGGCUUGGUUGAUUCUCCUAGAACUGCCGAUUUCGUGAACCGGAGAGGCGAACGCUGGAGAGAAAGAAGACUGAUUCGCACCCUCUUUCCUGGCGCGCGCAGUCUAGCUCUCGUGGGUGUGUGGGAUCCGCACCGGAGCAGAUGGUUUGCAGGAAGCAUACUAUGGACCUGUAAUCCGACACGUAUUCUAUCGACCGACAGCGAGCUCAACUACAUGACUGCGUUUGGUCAAUCGGUGAUGUCGGAGAUUGCCAGGAUUGACGUCAAAAUGGCGGAUAGGGCCAAAGCUACGUUCAUCAGCUCAAUAUCUCACGAGUUAAGAACUCCUUUACAUGGAAUUAUGGGUAGCUCCGAGUGUCUUCAAGGUACGCCUCUGGACGCUUUCCAGUCCAGCUUAAUCAACACUAUCGAGACUUGUGGAAAGACUCUGCUCGAUACCUUCGAUAACUUGCUGUCCUACGCGAAGAUCAACAAUCUUAGCAAUACCAACUAUCGGAGACCUUCUGUCUCUUCGACACGAAACGAAUUACAUCGAAAUGGAGCCGACACAGCGCAAAGUCCUGUGGAUCUAAGUAUACUGGUUGAAGAAGUAGUCGACACGGCCUUUGCAGGGCACGAAUUUGUUCGCGUCACACCCCUGAAGACUGGAAUGACUGCUCAUGGGGUUGUGCCUGCACACUUGACGGCUGCACACCCUACAAGAGGGCUUGAAGCAAUCACUGUUCAUCUCGAAUACGACACAACCUCGAAUUGGGUGUUUACAACCCAAGCUGGUGGUUGGAUCCGGAUCAUUCUCAAUCUUGUCGGGAACAGUCUCAAGUACACCGACAGAGGCCGUGUUACGGUCCGGUUAGACUCUAGAUCUCUACCAAGUCCGUUGUCCGAAGAAGACGUCGAAGUCGUUCUUACAGUAACCGACACUGGGAAGGAGUGUCUUCUCUCCUUUCGUGCAAGAAGACCCCUAUCACCUGGUACUGGAUUAGGUCUCAGCAUUGUCAAGCAAAUUAUCACCAGUAUGGGCGGUAGUGUAACCGUGGAGAGCAAGCAGGGCGAAGGAACUCAAUUCUCGAUCGCAGUGUGCAUGACACGCGCCGACCCUUCUCCAGAGCCAGACAAGUCUUCCGCGACCUCCGAUGUCGCUGGUAUGCUACGAGGAAAGCGUUUGAACAUGUUCAUACCAGAGGGCGAACAUGACGAGACCCAAUUUGUUGAUCUCUGUAGCAGAUGGUAUGGCGUGCCUGUUCGAUGCACUCCAGAACCAGAGGAAGCGGAUCUACAUAUCGUCCUGAAGAAACACACAAACGCACUGGUCAAGCAACUUGCUUCCAAGCCUGCAAGGGACAAUCCUAUCGGUACAAGUCCGGUCGUCGUGUUAUGCAAGGAUAUCGCCUCUGCAAACGCUCUUCAGUCUUCCAAGUCUAUGGCCGCCAUCAGCCCUCAUAUGGAGUACAUAGCACAACCAUUGGCUCCGAAUAAGGUUGCUAAGACACUAUCGCUCAACAGCGGCAGUGACUCCCCACUAGCACUUUCUCGGGCCACUAGCAUCUCAUCACAAUGCCCACAACGCCCACAACGCCCACGAGACCAUCGAGCCAGCUCCACUAUCUCACAGAACAGCACAAAUUCCAAUCCCGAGGUAGUACUCUACACACCUAUGGAGGAGAAAACACAGGAAAUGCUCAUGGCCAAGGUCCGACAAAGCGUUGAGGCCAAUCGUCAAGCUGAUACACUUGAAGCUCAGAAACAAGCUCUUAUGCCUAAUGUCACACCUCCUGUUCCGGGUGUAUCAGUCUUGCUCGUUGAUGAUAACAACAUCAACCUGAAUCUAUUGGCUACAUUCAUGAAGAAGCAACGACACGCUUACGACACCGCUACCAAUGGCCUUGAAGCUCUACAAGCAUAUCAAGCCCAUAUCGACCCGACACGUCUCCCAAAAGACAGCGAAAAUUCACUGCUUCUGCAAAACCAGCCCGAAUUGACGGCGCAGUCAUUCGAUUUCGUCCUCAUGGAUAUCAACAUGCCCCAAAUGGACGGUCUCCAAUCGACUCGCCGCAUACGAGCUUUUGAACGCGCAAAGGGCUUGCGACCUGCAGUCAUUGUCGCUCUUACUGGCAUGGCCUCCGCAAGUGUACAGCAAGAGGCAUUCGCUAGUGGCGUCGACCUCUUUCUGACGAAACCGGUUCGACUAAAAGAGCUCACGAAGAUUUUCGAGGAACAUCAGAGG